AUGGCCAUGAUCACCAUCUGCGGCUUCCCCUGCUCGGGCAAGUCGACCCGCGCACAACAACUCGCCGACUUCCUCCAGGCCAAGCUCGCCGACCCGCUCUGCCCACCACACCACCGCGCCCGCAAGGUCGUCCUCCUCAACGACGAGUCGCUCGGCAUCCUCAAGCGCAGCUACGACGUAGACGCACGAGCAGAGAAGCCCGCCCGUGCUACCCUCUUCAGCGCCGUACAGCGCAACCUCGCCCGCGACGCCAUCGUCAUCGUCGACGCCAUGAACUACAUCAAGGGCGCGCGGUACCAGAUGUACUGCGAGGCGCGCGAGGUCGGCGUCCGGACCUGCACCCUCUUCAUCGCGACGCCGCCAGAUCAGUGCAAGGAGCGCAACUCGGCUCGACAAGGCCCGACCGCCUACGCCCCGGCAACGCUCGACAACCUCAUCUCGCGCUUCGAGGAGCCCAACUCGGCCGCACGGUGGGACGCGCCGCUCGUCACGGUCGCGGCGGACGAUCCGCCGCUCGACGCGCCAACUGGUGGGGCAGGAGGAGAGGGUGUCGAGGGCAGCGAAGCGGCGCAGCAGGUGUGGCGGGCCAUCACCGAGGGCGAGCUCAAGCCGCCAAACUUGGCGACACAGUCGGUCCAGACCUCGUCGACGUCGUACCUUACCCUCCUCGACUCGACCUCGUCCUCCCUCAUCACGGCCCUCCUCUCCCGCCAGUCCCUCUCGCCCCACUCUGGCCCUACGACCCUCACCCUCCCGCCUUCCUCCUCCGCACCUCGCACCGCCGCCCCUCUUCGCGUCACCCUGACGCUCAACCGCCCCGUCGCGCUCCCGCAGCUCCAGAGGCUCAAGCGCCAGUUCGUUCAGCUGCACGCCCGCACGGCCGGCGCGACAGAGUUUGACGACAAGAGGAUCGUCGCCAUGUUUGCCCAGUACGUCGAGGAGCAGAUGCGGUAGCUGCACGCGCGGCGAGCGAGGCGGCAAUGCAGCCCCGAGUCGCUCCC
This is a messenger RNA of Rhodotorula graminis WP1, 1001 nucleotides long. RefSeq lists its product as uncharacterized. Lineage: Eukaryota; Fungi; Basidiomycota; Microbotryomycetes; Sporidiobolales; Sporidiobolaceae. The transcript is spliced from 5 exons. The record is from RefSeq and is a predicted model, not a curated record. The coding region runs from base 1 to 954 and encodes 317 amino acids.